Messenger RNA from Sebastes umbrosus (honeycomb rockfish), 3810 nucleotides. It is a transcript of the gene trim45, whose product is annotated as tripartite motif containing 45. Gene Ontology annotation, cellular component: chromatin; nucleoplasm. Lineage: Eukaryota; Metazoa; Chordata; Actinopteri; Perciformes; Sebastidae. The coding region runs from base 453 to 2207 and encodes 584 amino acids. The record is from RefSeq and is a predicted model, not a curated record. Gene Ontology annotation, biological process: positive regulation of DNA-templated transcription. Gene Ontology annotation, molecular function: protein binding; ubiquitin-protein transferase activity; zinc ion binding. The transcript has 8 exons.
UUAAGCAACAAAACUAAAACUUAUUUAGGUUUAGGCAACAAAAAAAAAAUUUCAGAAUAAAAUAUUUCAAAAUAUUUUCAGCAUUAUUAUUUGCACUUUUUUAUAUAUAUUUACUUGUAAUUGAGCUGUGAGUGGGACUACAAACAGACCACUGAGUGGGAGGGUGUAGGGGCCGGAUUGGAACUGGGCCUAGGUCUUUGGACCACCCCUGAGGCUUCCUAUUGGUCUGGCAGUGAGAGAGGUGUCGUAUGUCCCAGGCAGCAGUGAACGCAACGAAGCACAACUUCUACUACGGGAGAAAAGUGAGACUUUUAAUCAGUGAACCGGUGAGUUAAAGCCUGUUUGUUGCCACAGCUGGUUUAGUUUCAUGCAUUAUGCAGAAGGAAGGUUCCGGAGUAGUUUUCCUCCUCUCCUGACCGGAUUAGUGGAGUUUGUGGGACCAAAAACAAACCAUGUCUCGGUGCGAACAGAAAGGAAAGUUGGAGCAGCCGACGUUAGACUCUGAGCACGAACAAAACGGAGUCCCGGUGAACCGGAGAGCGGUUUGUAACGCGUGCAAACGGUUGUACCGGGACCCUAAAAUCCUCCCGUGCCUGCACACCUUCUGCUCGGACUGCAUCGGCCAGCUGGAGCCCUUCUCCGUGCGAAGCCGCGUCGCUCCAAAGAACAUCCCGAGCGAAGCGGCAGAGGGGGAAGAGGAGCGAACCUGCGUCACGGUGCUCUGCCCAGACUGCGACUCCGAGGUGGACCUCCCUCCGUCUGGACCUGGAGGGCUCAGCACCGACCACCUGGCGCUGGACGAGGUGUUCCUGGAGACCCUGGAGACGAACGGUCCGCUGGGAUGCGACCUGUGCGGCGAAGGAGGCGCCGAGAGCCGCUGCGACGUCUGCUGCGUCAACCUGUGCGCGUUCUGCUGCCAGGCGCACAGGCGUCAGAAGCGAACAGCGUCUCACUCCGUCCAGUGUCUGGAGGAGCUGAAGUCUCGCGGUCGUCUGUCCCGUCCCGUCCUCUGCCCCCUCCACCCCGGCCAGGAGCUCCGUCUCUUCUGUCAGCCCUGCGACCUGCCCGUCUGCCUGGAGUGCGCCGCCACGCUGCACCGCGACCACCGCUGCCGCCCCACCCGCGACGUCAUCGACCGCCACGGAGACCGCAUCCGAGAACUGGUCGCGGCGCGCCUGCGACCUCGCAUGGAGCGUCUGAAGGACUCGCUGCAGAAGGUGGAAGUUUCCCAGGAUGCUUUGCAGGCCCGGGUGGAUGCAACAGCCAAUGAGGUGAGGGUGUUUGCGCGAGCCUACGCCAGCGUUGUGGAAGCCCACUGCCUGUCUCUGCUGCACCGCCUGGAGGAGCUCCGGGUCCAACGCAGGAACCAGCUCCACCUGCAGAGGGCGCAGCUGCAGCAGGCUCUGUUGGACGUCGGCGGCGGCGUGGAGUUCGCGGAGCGGCUGCUGAGCUGCGGCUCAGACGCCGAGAUCCUCAGCGCCAAAGGAGUGACCCUGAGAAGACUGACCAGCCUGGCGGAGAGCAGCUACGACCCUGACCCGGCAACCGUCACCCCCGACGACGGCAGCGGCAUCGGCUUCGUGGCCGGGGAGCCGGCGGGGGAGGUGGAGGGCUACCCGCUGGUCGGGGUGAUCACCUCGAAGACGGUGGACCUCAGCAAGUGCACCAUCGAAGGGGAAGGUCUACAGAGGGGCACGGCGGGUGAGCAGGGCCACUUCACCCUGGUGUGUCGAGACUCGUCCGGGGAGCAGGUGGAGCGAGGUGGAGAUCACGUCCUGGUCAGCAUCGUUCACCAGGAGAAGAAGAACUGCACGGUGGAGACGACAGUGGCCGACAACAGCGACGGAUCCUACAGAGUUUCAUACACACCCGAAGAGCCGGGAGCCUACUCCGUGUGGGUUUGUGUCAAAGCUCAACAUGUCAAGGGUUCUCCGUUUCCUCUGAACGUGAAGAGGAAGUUGAGGCGUCACGGUGGGACGUUUCACUGCUGCUCUUUCUGCUCCAGUGGAGGAGCCAAAGAGGCUCGCUGUGGCUGCACAGGAACCAUGCCAGGAGGAUUUAAAGGCUGCGGUCACGGUCAUAAAGGACACCCGGGGAAGCCCCACUGGUCUUGUUGCGGCAGCACCUCGGAGCAGUCCGAGUGUUUGCCUCAGAGCGUGUUGGCUGCGGUUUCGCCCCGCGGACACCUGCGGACCGUGGAGCUCUGAGGUGACGCGGAGUACACGAGAGACCUGUCCAGAUGAUGCAAGUUAAUAGAGGAUGGUGGCAACCGAAAGGUUAGAGCAGCGGGGGGAGCACACUUUAAGAUUGUUGGUGUGAAUCUUAAAAAGGUCAGACGAGGAAAGUGAAGCUCCGAAGACACGGCGACUGGGGCAGGACAUCAAAAGUCUCCGUGUCCUGAGAGCGAUCACCUCUGCCAGACGGCGGUGUAGCUGUGAAACAGCAGCCAGCACAACAUUAGAGACAAAGUGUGAGCUAAAGGCUCUGAAUAUAAAAUGCCUUUUGUGUCUAAACUCUGCCUCCUAUGACAAGAUAGAAGAGAAGGAAGAUGAAAUGCUCCAAUCACAGCAGCAUGUACGGAAGCCCCGAGAGGCAAAGUGAGGACAAAACUAAUUCUGGUGAUCCAUUUUCUGAUCUAGAUUAUUUGGUAAUGAUUGUUAUAUAGAAACAUUAACAUCAGGUACUUACUUUUUUUACUAUUUACUGCACCUAAUAUGAUAUUAUUUCAUGAUACAUUUGAUUAGAAAAUAAAUAACAAUCAAUACUUAGUAAAUAUAACGUAAUGAUUAUACUAAAUUGAUGAGUAUAAUAUGGUGCCACACACUGUUUACAAAUGAAUUCCCCUGCUCUCUGAAUCAAGACACUGUGCCAGUAAAUAAUAUGAAUCAUAAAUGUAAACCAUAACAUUUGGCUUUUGCUCCGUGCACGUGAAGACUUUACAUAUCAGUCUGGAGUGCUAAUUACCGUUUUUAAUGAGGAGAAAGUCCAUCAAAUGUGCACAGAAUUGUGUUUUUUUUACUUCAGUUUCAUCAGCAACCCAACUGGACCGUGCCUUCUGGUGAGGAGGGAAAACACUGUGACCUAGAAGGUGCAGCAGUCAGCCUCCUCUUUGAAUACAAAGCUGUUCCUCUCCAGAGGCUGCGUCACAGCGCAGCGACAGGGAACUCACGAUGAGCCAAUUAAUGCCUUUGUGUAUUUUCUGUAUUCUGAAUAUGACUUUUCUUGAGUGUGAGUGCAAAUACAUGUGUUUUUUACUGCUGAUGAAAAGUAAAAUAGACUUAUACAAAUACUUGAGGGUACAUGGGGACUAAUCUUUUUGAUUUGUGGUCCAAGAUCCAAGAAUUGACACGUUGCUGCUGUUCAUGCAGAUUAAAGGAAUAGUGUGUAACAUUUUGGGGGAUCUAUUAGCAGAAAUGGAAUAUAAUAUUCAUAACUAUGUUUACAUUAGUAUUUAAUCACCUGAAACUAAGAAUCGUUGUGUUUUUGUUAGCUUAGAAUGAGUCCUACAUAAGGGUACCGCCAACCGCUGUCUGACUUAUGUUGCUCUUAAAGUAGUGUUAUUAUGGUAAGGAUAAUUUCUGAGCGAGGUGAACGGCGUUACCACGGUUUUGCACUCGGCGGGUCACCUUAACGCAGUCUUGGAAAGGGAGGAGUGAGCGGAGGGGUACUCAGUUGGUAGCAAUCUGCAACCAUACCACUAGAUGCCAUCAAAUCCUACACACUGUCCCUUUAAUCUAAGUAGUGCUUUAUCCAUUUUCACUGAAACAUUUAAGCCUGUACAAUCAAAAUAAACACACUUAUUCUUCCACA